Alternaria atra is the source of this 2541-nucleotide messenger RNA. RefSeq lists its product as uncharacterized. NCBI's taxonomy places the organism in Eukaryota, Fungi, Ascomycota, Dothideomycetes, Pleosporales, Pleosporaceae. Bases 1 to 2541 code for a protein of 846 amino acids. The transcript has 2 exons. The record is from RefSeq and is a predicted model, not a curated record.
AUGCCCAGCUCUCUCAACAAUGCCAAUCGGGAAUCAAGCGUCGUCGAACUCUUUAUCCCUGCUUCAGAAGAAUUAUCUCAGGACUCUUUCAGACAGCACAUUACAACUCGCAACUUCUUUGCUUUCCUCCUAGGCAAACCUUUGGUCGGCGACCAUAUGGGCCAAGCAUUUGUAGAUCUCCAGGAACGAUUGCAUCUCUUUCGACCAAGCCACGCGAACAACCAUCAAGACUUCCUCGACUACGCAGAAAACCAAGGGUACCGAGACCUCGUCGAAUGCACAGACUACGCACUUGCGAGUCUCUUCUACGCAGAACAUUAUAAGCUUAGAGACAUCUGGGUCGACGCUUUCGCCCACUGUGUCGGCAUGAGUGAAAGCCUAGUCCUCAGCCCAGAAUAUGUGCUGACUUCGAAGCUUACUAAAGCAUUGAUCGCCCGAGCUCAUCUGGAAGUUGACGGUCACCUCGGCCGCGUAUCUAUCGCACUGAGCAGAUUCCUACAGGAAGAUCUCUCGCCGACUUAUCUUGGACUUACUGAUGGCGCCAGAAGCCACCUCGAUCGCUUUCGCCGAUUCUUGCAUACUUUCUACGUAGGAAAGUUUGGUUAUUGGCCACCACCACGGGGCGCUACCUUCCCUAAAGCUCUCUACAAGUCGAUGUAUUACGACUUCCAAAACCUUUACGACUACCUUGUAGAUACCGAGUCGACUGUCGAUUUUUCAUCCCAAAGACCUGCCAGUGGCGGCAUCUGCGUCUUGCAGAAUGUUAUGACCUUCGACCAGCGACAUGGCUUCAAGUCUCAGCCGCAUCCGUUACCUCUCCUACCUAUAUACACGUCGUCACCGAAGAGAACGAACUCCCAGAAAACGAACUCCCAGAAAGCUUUGAGACAGCUGAUCCUGGCAUCACAACAUAACAAGUCACAUCUACAAGACACCAUGCAUGGUGCCCUCGCGGCGGCAACAAAUACUUUAGAUCCGAAUGCGCUGGAAUCGAGCAUUGUACAGGCCUAUAUCCACUUCGAGAAGGCACACGCUAUCAAUUCUAGUCAACGCGAGGGGAAGAUAUCAGCGACAGACGCGCGUAAAGUAAGAUGGCUUUUGAUUUACGGGACAUUGCAAUACCUUGUCUCCGCUCUCCGGGCACCGAAGGAGGUUCGCGACUCCGAGAGCCCAGAGUACGCUUUGUGUUACGUUGCGGAACCCAUUGCUUCGACUACUAAUAGUGGUGCUACAACUCCUUUGGCCACACCCUCCGUUAAUGUACCGUUGGUCAUCGACGAAUACCUCGCGGAAUCGCAAAGCAGUCCGUACUCGAUCGAGCCAGAUUGCCAGAGGGAGGAUUACUUUACACCACGAAACAUCAGUCGACGUGCGUCCAUGGAGGUUGCGCCCCUCAAGAUAUCUCAACCGCUUCGCUCAUCCUCCGUGCGUUCUUUUGCGCGGCGAUCACUAUCCGUUCGGAGCUCGCGAAGGAACAGUCUCUCAAGCAAACCUACACAAAAACCUGCUACUAUCCUUCAGGGUUGCGGUGACGGAUCGAAAGACCCAGUGUCGAUCUCUCAUUGUCCAGCUACUGUCCCGGCAUCCUCCAAUUGUUCCGAGCAGUCAACUACACCCGUUGCUGAUAAUGCAGCUGGACAUGAGACCUCAUGGCUCAGAUCACGGACUCCCUCUGUUUCCCGUAGUAGACAGACCUCUACAAGUAGCACAGCCGCACGUCCCCGGACACCUCUACUUGACUCCGUACAGCUCGAGCGUGCUACGUUCCCAACUUUCUUAGCAGGAGGUAGUGGGGAGCCACCUAGCCGAUCAGACAGCACAAGCUCUACAGCAAGCUCGCUUUGGAGCGAAGGUGCCGCAAGUGCGGCCUCAUCUAAGUCGAGUGCAUGUGGAGAAACUUCUAUUCACAAGGCUAGCACCGCAGAAGAGAGCGGGCUUCUGGGCGGGCUUGUCUCUUUCGCGACACCGAAGACCACAGCACCAACGCUACCACAAAGCCAAAUACACCCCCUACUGCGACAACAGUCUCCACAAAACGAGUUCGAGUUCGGUUUCGAGAAAGGAGAGCCGGAAGUUACUCACGAUGUCUACGAGCACUCCGAUAUCGAUAGGACGAUUGGCAUGGCUGUUUCCACACCGCCAGUGCCGGCCAGAAGAUCUAGCUUAAAGCUUUUCCCAGAUACACAACCCACUUUCACUGCCGAAGAGGCACGUUCUCUCAUUGCCGAGAAGAGGCCUUAUCUUCCUCCUCGAUGCAUUUCCACUUCGUCAGCUCCCGACAGUGUCACUUCGUCCAAGAAAGGCGCGAGAACCCCAACACCUAUGACUGCGACUCCCAGCGGCUACUGGGAGCAGUACAAAGCUACUCUCACACAACAGAGAGCACGAUCAAACACGGUGUCCUCCAGCGGAUCCACUCCGUCAUCAAUUGUCAAGAUGCCAACCGUCCUCAAGGCAUCCUUUUCGCGCAUCGGUCCACGUAACGAGGAGAAUCGCGGCGUCAAGAGAGAGCGCAGGAUUUCUACUUUAUGGCGACACUAA